UAAAAAUUUUUGACGUUUCGUUGAAAGAGAUCCACAACAGAGUCAUUUUGGUGCUUUGUUUCUUUUUGAUAUUUGUUGGAGAAGGAGUUAACUGCUCGUGGCGCGUGUCGGAAUUUGCAGUUUGUACAGAAUCCUUCGGCUGGUCUCGCUCAGCUCGCUGUCCACGGCCAUCGUUCUUGUUCCUACCAUCAAGGCCAUUAGUAUCGUGCAUCAUGGCUGAUAAGAUUCGCGUUUGCAUCGUCGGAUCCGGAAACUGGGGUUCGGCCAUCGCCAAGAUUGUCGGCGUCAAUGCCAAGCGGCUGCCCGUGUUCGAGGAUCGUGUCACGAUGUACGUUUUCGAGGAGAUGGUCGACGGCAAGAAGCUAACGGAAGUGAUCAACAAUACCCACGAGAACGUGAAGUACCUGCCUGGACAUAAGCUGCCCGAAAAUAUCGUGGCCGUGCCCGAUGUCGUUGAGGCGGCGAAGGACGCGGACAUUCUCAUUUUCGUCGUGCCGCACCAGUUCAUCCGUGGCCUCGGUGCGCAGCUGCUGGGCAAAAUCAAGACGACCGCCGUCGGUCUGUCGCUGAUCAAGGGUUUCGAUGUGGCCGAGGGUGGCGGCAUGGAGCUGAUCUCGCAUCUGAUCACGAAACACCUGAAGAUCCCGUGCUCGGUGCUGAUGGGCGCCAAUCUGGCCGGCGAGGUGGCCGAGGAGAAGUUUUGCGAAACGACGAUCGGUUGCCGGGACAUGAAGAUCGCCCUGACGCUGCGCGACCUCUUCCAGACGCCCAACUUCCGCGUGGUCGUGGUGGACGACGUGGACGCGGUCGAGAUUUGCGGUGCGCUGAAAAACAUUGUCGCCUGCGGGGCCGGUUUCGUGGAUGGUAUGGGCUCGGGCGACAACACGAAGGCGGCCGUCAUUCGGUUAGGGCUGAUGGAGAUGAUCAAGUUUGUCGAUGUGUUCUACCCAGGCAGCAAGCUGUCGACGUUCUUUGAAAGCUGUGGCGUUGCCGAUCUUAUCACCACCUGUUACGGUGGUAGAAACCGUAAAGUUUCGGAAGCGUUCGUUAAGACGGGCAAAACCAUCAAGCAGCUGGAGGACGAGAUGCUGAACGGGCAGAAGCUCCAGGGUCCGAUCACGGCCGAAGAAGUGAACUUUAUGCUGAAGAACAAAGGCAUGGAAGAUAAAUUCCCCCUGUUCACGGCAAUUCAUAGAAUCUGCACCGGUCAGGUGAAGCCGCAAGGAUUCCUCGACUGUUUGCGCAGCCACCCGGAACACAUGCAAACGUUCUCUUAAGAUGAUCCUCGACUGACGACUGCUUCGGGGAUGAUGGAGGGUUUUGGACACACACCUCUGUGCCCUAGUGUGCCCGGUGUUUUGCCACGCCAAUGUGCGAUCUUUACAGGAAAUUUAGCGAAACUUUCCACCGGAAUGUAAGGAUGCGCAUGCGAAACGCGAAACCAUCACCAUAGAUUCGAAUUUUGAGCCAACCAAUUUUAGAACAUACUUAUUUGAUAACUGUUAUUCUAGGAAUCGCAAAAAAACGUGUACAUAGAAAUCUAAAUAAAUUCGAAAUAGUUACGAUCAGGAGGA
Anopheles cruzii is the source of this 1574-nucleotide messenger RNA. RefSeq names its product glycerol-3-phosphate dehydrogenase [NAD(+)], cytoplasmic (gene Gpdh1). Bases 213 to 1277 code for a protein of 354 amino acids. The transcript is spliced from 7 exons. Gene Ontology annotation, molecular function: NAD binding; protein homodimerization activity; glycerol-3-phosphate dehydrogenase [NAD(P)+] activity. Gene Ontology annotation, biological process: carbohydrate metabolic process; glycerol-3-phosphate catabolic process. The record is from RefSeq and is a predicted model, not a curated record. NCBI's taxonomy places the organism in Eukaryota, Metazoa, Arthropoda, Insecta, Diptera, Culicidae. Gene Ontology annotation, cellular component: cytosol; glycerol-3-phosphate dehydrogenase (FAD) complex.